This is a messenger RNA of Astrephomene gubernaculifera, 906 nucleotides long. Lineage: Eukaryota; Viridiplantae; Chlorophyta; Chlorophyceae; Chlamydomonadales; Astrephomenaceae. The record is from the annotation of a GenBank genome assembly.
CGCCCACCCUGCCCGCUCUCCCUCCUCCUCCUCCUCCUCUGCCGCCCCCUCCUCCUCCGCAGCGCAUCACCCCUCGCACCCCUCGCCUCCCGGAGCAGGCAGCCACCACGACGGCGGCGCCCACCCCACUCGGAGGGCCUCAGCGCGCUCCCUGCACCCCUCCGCGGGGUCCGGCCCGGCCUCCGCUGCCUCCGCUGCCGCUGUCUCUGCUGCCGCUGCCGCCGACGCAGCUAGGAGACACAGCAGCGGUGGCGGUGGCGGUGGCGGAGCUCGCGGCCAUAGCAGCAGUCGCGAAGGAGGGGUGGCUGCUUCUGCUGCUGCUGCAGGGGGUGGAAGUGGAGGUGGUGGCAGUCGGGAUGUGUCGCCGGGCGGCUCCUCGGUGACGAGUUCGGUGGGGUCGCGGCAGCAGCAGCGGGCGGAGGCGGAGCGGCGGAAGAGGGAGGCGCAGCUGGCCUCCGACGUGCGCUUCCUGGCGCGCAUCCGCAGUCGCGCGGGGGAGGUGCAGCGGCAGCACGCGCAGCUGCUGGCGGCCGCAGAGCAGUCGGUGCAGGCAGCCCGGAGCGCUAAGGCCGCCUCCGAGGCUCAGCACCGCUGGCUGCAGCACCAGCAGGCGCUGGUGGAGGGGGCGCGGAGGCAGCCCGGGCAGCUGCUGGCGUCCCUGGAGCGCAACCAACAGCAGCAGCAGCAGCAAAUGCAGUACCAGCAGCAACAGCAGUACCAGCAGCAGCAAUUACAAAGACAGUAUCGAUUGCAGCAGGAGCAGGAGCAGCAGCAGCAGCAGCAGCAGUUUGAGGUGGUGAUGGGGGGUGGAAUGUAUGAGGCGUAUGGGGACAGGGACAGGGCGUACCGGGGGCGAUAGUGUGCCGGUGGAAGAGCUAAGGGGUGGAGGAGGAAGAGAUGCAUGGG